Pocillopora meandrina is the source of this 13073-nucleotide messenger RNA. Lineage: Eukaryota; Metazoa; Cnidaria; Anthozoa; Scleractinia; Pocilloporidae. The record is from the annotation of a GenBank genome assembly.
AUGGAAGGAAACAUAAACAUCUUUGAGGUACCUCGUCUGAACAUACAGUGGGAUUGGAAGGAAGCCCUCAGGUAUGUCCAUGUAUUCGCAGUGGUGGAACGUUUUUGAGUUAUUAUAAAUAUAUAUAUAUAAAACUCUGCGAUCAGAUUGCCGCAUUAGGGUAUGUAUCUUGCACCCCUUAUAUCAGAGCUUUCUUGCAAAUGUUGUCAUGGAAUCAAGUGGCUGUGCACAAAGAAUGACAGAAACCGUAAAUUUUGGGCUAAUUUUAAUAAGUGUAAUGGUCUGUGGCCUUCGCGAGAGCCUCGUCAAUUAAGGUUGAGAUUUAUCAGGAUAUAAAAUGUUUGCAUCUAACCUUUUUGUAUCAUUUUUAAGUUGACACGUUUUUUCUGCUCCUGUACUCACAACACACACACCAAACAACUUUUGUAACAUUCCAUCACAUACCAUGAAAACAAUAUCCAAAGUCCAAUCAGAACAUGGUAGUUACUAAAACAAGGAAUGACCCUUAAUUACCUAAAAUGACCUAAAAUGAGCUAAAACAACCUAAAAUGACCUAGGACAACCUUGAGUGACUUUAAAAAUGACCUAAAACAACCUAAAAUGACCCUAAGUGAUUUCUAAAAUGUCCUAAAACGACCUAAAAUGACCUUGAGUUUGUGGCACCAACAAAAUCUAGAUUGGACUGAAUUGAAUCACAGAUUGGAUCUCGGAUCAGAUCUCAGACCAGAUCACGGAUUGGAUCAUGUAAAAUAAAAUUUUUGCGCAAGAAGCUGGAAUAAAGUCUGCAUGACAAAAUAGAGCAUAGGCCCCUCUGGGAGUUUUUUGGCCCAAAAACCCCAUGUUGUCACUUUCACAGCUGUGUCAAGGAGUGUUGUGUAGUGCCACCAUGGACGAAGGCAAGCAAAAGGUAUGUAUCAUUUAAUCAGUCAGUUAAGAAAUACGUGACACAAUCCGCAGUUGCUUCUUAAGGUCCUUAACCUUCUUCCGUUGCUGAUGCAUGAGGCACAUUGGAAGCCAUAGUUUGCAAACUGAUCAACCUAAGUGCUUCACAUUGCAAGGUCAAAGUCUCGAGGGCUAUUCGAGACAUAAGACCUUCUACGAAUCCCUACAAUAUUCAACCAAUGAGAAGUUACCUUCCUGACAUUUGGUUUGUCACACAUUGCUCUCAAUGACAUUUGCAUUUUGCAGCUGUUCAAGAUCAGUGGAGGCGCUUAAUUACCCCUCAGAUUGAAGAAAAAAUGAAAAAAAUAUGGAAAACGCAUUUGAAUUUUUGAUGAAAACCAAAAACCAAAUGCUAAACCACGUAAAAUCUGCAAACUGAAAUGAACAAUCCAAUCCAAUCCAGUGUGAAGCGAUCCAGAAUUUGGCAACGCCACAUUGUUCACAUCACUCAAGGUCAUAUUAGAUUAUUUUAGGUCAUUUUAGAAAUCACUUAUGGUCAUUUUAGGUCAUUUUAGUUCAUUCCUUGUUUUAGUAACUGCCAUCAGAACAUACCAAAUCAUUGCUCUAUAUGAACAUCAGGCAAUUUUUUUACUUGCUUGAAUUGUAUUCCAACAGUCAAAUUCCAUUUUGCCAAGCUGGACUUAUGCUCUAUCACGUGUCAUUUUCUUGUAAACAACAUGCACUUAAUCAUAUAUUCUAAUGGCAUUGUCCAAUCCCACUGAAAAAAAUUCACAUGGAACUAAACGGCACUGUCAGUAAAUUUUCCAAGCAAUUCUCCUACCUUUUUAACUUUUUCUACAAAUAAAAUUGGCAUUUAGCUACUGUGGACUUAAUCCAAUCACAUGUUAAUUCCUCGUAAACAACCUGCAUUUUAUCACGCAUUUUACACACAGAGGACAAAGUCCAGAUAGACAACAACCAAUCAAGGAGCACUCUUUAAAAUAUUAUCCUUUUCUCUUGUUCAAUGUAUUUUCACUUAUUCAAGAUCACAGUAUAUCUUGUUUAGGGUCUAUUGGAGAUACAACAUAGUUUCAGUUUGCUUUUCGUAGUAAAAUUACAUGGAAUUAUAUUUUGGAGGCAAUUUACUGUAGACAAAUAAUUUUGAUUGUCUCUCUGCUAGAGGAACAGCAGUAAGUGUAGUCUCUUUUGCAACCAUUAUUUGGUCUCAUCACACAAUGCGCUCUCCCUCAAAUGGGGAAUGUAUGGUGUUGUGUGACAAAACUAAACAACAGUUGUGAGGGAAGCAACAGUAAGUGUGGCACAAAUGCAUUUUAUUUUUGCUUAGAAGUAUUUAGACAAUAGACCACAAAAUAUCUGUGUGAGUUCAGAUAAAUUAGUUUCUUUUUUCUUUUUCUUAUGGUGAAGUAAUGUGAUAUUUUCAUCCAUUUGAAAGUUACACACAGUGUUCUUUCUCAGCCCAUACAGCCAAAAAAAUUACUGUUGCAUGCUAUGCAUGCCUAUGUUUUAUGAUAGGCCUCAAGUAUGCCUGAUUGUGUUUGGGUUGUAUUUGAGGUAAAGAUAAGUCUUCAGUAAUAUGUAAUCUUUCCUAAAUGUAUUUUUUUAGAAACCCUGGUGGAAAGGCUUGGAUUUCUUGCUCUCGAAUCAGUAAGGCUAACAUACUAAAUGUAAAGUUCUGGAACUGUGAAUGUACAUGUGUGAAUAUUACAAAAAAAAAUUUCAACCUAAAGAUGCAAGCAAAUCAAGACUUUCAAUAAAUUCUUUAAUUACACCCACCUGUUAAUAUGGACCAUGAAUUCUCUUUAUCAAAAACUCCAACUUUGAUAAUUCUAUGGGUAUAUUUUUAACAAGGUUGAAUAGAAACAUGCAUUUAUUUGAUAGCCUGUCAUAGUCUCCUAAGUAAUAUCAUAGGUUUUCAACCUCAUACAUUUUUGCUUGUUCAGUUAAUCAUUUAUAAGUCUGAUGAAAAAUAACACUUGACUGGCAUUUGGUUCUUAAUUGUUUUUUUUUUUAAUAAGCCAUAUAUCCCUCUUGCAUAAGCUCCAGUCUCUUACGAGCUCCUUGUCAAGAAAGUGCACUAAAUAUUUAUGGGCCACUAGAGGCUUAUUUGGGUGCUUAAGAUAAAAUACCCAACAUUAAAAUUUGAUGGUUUGAUUAAACAUCAUCCUUUUGAAAUUUAUGUUGAAGAUCAAACUUUAUUAAAAAGUAAUCAAAGACAUAACUAGAGAACAUUCUGUGGAAGCAAGAGAUGGUAAUUUUUGAAGACCUAAAUUAUACACAAAACAUAAUCACAACAAGUAUAAAGUUUUCACCCAAAGAUGUUAUUUUUCAGACCAGCCCACAAUUUAUGGAGAACUUGUCAGAGCAAAAAGCAUUGAAGAAGAUGUAGAUAAUAACACCAUAUCUGUUGAGGCCUCAGAAGGAUUUUCAGUACAAAAUGUCAGCAAGGUAGGAAAUCAGCCAAAAAGUGUGUUAAGUUUUUUGUGCUUAGUAUAAUUGCAGUUUUGAAGAAAUCUAAAUUCAUCUUUUCCAUUCAAUUAUCAGACUAGCCUUACUCUGUCAUUUCCAGAAGCAAAUUGUUCUUCAAAAUUUAUUUCCCCAAGUGGAUCUUUCCAAAAUCUUCACAGCAAAAGUGUAAGUGCAGUAGUUGUAAAUAAAUGAAAUAACUAGCUCUCUGAAUGAAAUAAUACCAUGGUUAUGUGUCCAGGUAUUGCUUAUAUCUUGAGCAUUAACAGUCUGAAAGCACAGUCAGAGCUUCUCAAGAUCAGCCUUUUAUACUUUGUAUAAUAAUGUGCAUGAAACAAUUACAUGCUUCUGAUUGGCUGAAAACAAGAGCAUUAAUUCUUAUGUAACACGUGCAAAGUUGAAGUAUGAGUGUAAAUUGCAAAUAGUGGAUGCACACUUUCAAAAUUUUGUCUGUCUUGGCACUAUGAACUGUAGUUUUAUGAAAAUUCCAUGAAUUUCAUGUGAAAAACCCAUGAAGAUCAUUUCAUGGCCCAUGAAUACUGCAAAAUGAAAUUUCAUGGGGUUAUUUUUAGCCCUGAAUUUUCCAUGAAUUAGGGGAAUUUUUUUCAUGACCCAUGAAUUUCUUCAAAGUCUAUUUUUAUGACCCAUUGAUUUGCCAUGAAAGUCACCAGAAUUAAUUUCAUGACCCAUGAAUUUCUUUAUAUGCCUACUUUCAUGACCCAUGAAUUUCUUCAAAGUCUACUUUCAUGACCCAUUAGUUUCCCCAGAAAGUCAUCAGAAUGAAUUUCAUGCCCAUGAAUUGCAUUCAAACAGCAUUUCAUGGGCUAACAAUUUAUUUGUUUCGGGAGAACAAAAUUAAUGGGCCAUGAAUAUUCCCUGAAAUCUGUUGCCCAUGAAUUUCAUUGAUGAAUUCAUAGGCCAUUAAAAGUGGUAAUAAUGAGUUCAUCACAGUCACUGAUUUAUCAACAAGCUGACUUUCAUGAUCCGUGGAACUAACUUGUUAUAAAUUUAUGCACUGAUGGAAUUUUGGUGUACAGCGCGAAAACCGUCGAAUGAAAAUGUCCCUAAACAUCUUAAGUGGCCUUUGUUAAUGUAAAAUGUACAGGAAAUCACAAAACAAUGACUAAAAACAAUGGAUCUUCAAUUUGCUCCUUUGUUGAGACAAAUGGGGCUGGAGGCAAUGACCCAGAUGUUUGAUCCUCACUUUGAUUUUUUGGGGCCUUUUUGCCUUCGCCAUGCCUGGACGACUUUGUUGAAUUUUUUCUGCCUUACUGCUGGCUUUGAUUGUUAGCCAUGACUCUGGAAACCUGUUCAAGGCCUUCUCUUACAUUCUUACGGCUGAGGAAUCUUCUAGGGCUUUUCCAGUAAGGCACCUGCAGAGUACAGAUGCUUAAGUUGCACAGCAAUAGUGCGCAUUGCAUCUACACGAAAUGUGGAACAAAUGACCUUAGUGACCUAAGGUCACCACGUGAAAGUACACGUGAUUUACGAAGAAGUGGCGGUUUUUUUCGUACCUCGAACGGAAUGGUUCCAUUCCAAUUGCAUUUCUCGUAGUGUUUGUGUAGCAGUCUCUUUUUUUCCAGAUCAACGCAAUGGACCGUCUGAAAAGUUUUUUCAAAGAGGUUUCCUCAAGAUGAAGUUAUCGACAUGUAUUACAACGUGAAGGGGUAAGUUCAAGCUUGGUCAUCUUAUUACGCGUAAACAUCGGAGCGCGCGCGCUAACUAUUGAUUUAACUUGAAAAUUUUUAUUCUGAGAUCAUCUGGCGAAACAUCACAAGAGUUUGUAUGGAAAUACUUACGACCGUUCUUAGGAAUAAAAAAUACAGUCAAAUUCUGAAUACGAAAUACCUCACUUCACUUCCACAGUGCGUCGCUUAGUAUCUGACGGCUUCAUGUUGAAAAGAACCUGUUUUGGCGAGUUAUCCAUUUCUAGGUUUAUUACGUACAUAAGAAAGGCUCUUAGAUAACUGAUGAUGUGCUCCCUUUAUUUUGCAAACAGUGAAGAGUGUUGGUCUACAAAACUGAUGAAAGGAAAUGCAAACUUGCUAAAGCAGCCUGUCUUGGUCCAAACGAUGAUGAAAAUGCAAAUAGUAAUGAUAACCGAAAGAAGGAUGGCACAUUCAGGUGGCCAAAACAGAGAGACACUGACAUAGUCAGCCAUAGAUAUAUCUUCACACAUGCAAGAGUGCAGAAAGUUGGUAAUUGUUUUGUUGUUAGUUACCUUGAGUCAGUAUUGAUCACAAGUGUAAAACAUAUCAAGAAAUUUACAUGAAUGCUGUUACAUAAAUAGACAUUAUAAUAACUGUCCAUAACAUUUUACACAUGAUAUUAGACGAAGGAAAUGAUAUUUGAAGUUUAGACAAAAAUACAUCAAGCCAGUGAGUAUAUUUUCAAUAAUUUCGUCCAAAUAUUUUUCACAUCAAAUUUAUUAUAUAUCUUCAGAAAGAUAGGAGCAGAAUCUGUCUCCACAAGGAAAAUCAGUGAUAUCAAAAUAGAGCUAAAAAUCAUUAACAUCUUAAUUUUAUGCAGAAAAUUUCAUACCAACUUUUUUUAUUUAAGAAAGUGUAAACUGAAUUAUCACAAUUUUCGAAUCCUAAAGUAAUAUUUAUGUACAGCUGGUGAAACAAAAUAAACUAUCAGAGAAUCCAAACUUCUGGUCAUGUCUUUCAUGCGUGUGUGCUUGUACAAUAGGACCAAGAAGUUUCACAGAUAGGUUAGUUCUUCAGUGUAUAAUUUAAGUGAUAGUGUAUGUAUUACAGUUAUGGUAUACUGCAAGCUAUACACUGUAGUACCAUCUUUGGUACAAGAAAAGUUAAGAAUUUUUAAUUCCAAAUUCAGAGGGUUUUCAAAGAAUUUUCAUGGUGCUUGCAUAUUCCUAACAACCCCAUGAAAACUAACUGGCAAUUAACUUUCAUGUGCCAUGAAAAAACCAUGUAGAGGCCAUGAAAAUUCAAGGAAAAUUUUCAUGGUCAAUGAAUUUUUAACAUAUUCACAGGAUAUUCAUGGGUCAUGAUUUGCUGCAACCCAUUAAAAACUAGUGAACUUUGACACCAUGAAAUUUUGGGCUUGAAAUUCAUGGGUUUCUCAGUACCUUUGAAAAGGCCAUGAAAUGCCAUUUUCAUGGGUAUUUCAUGGCUUCUAGGUCACUUUACUCAAUAUUUCAUGGGUCGUGAAUAUGGAAAUUUUCACAGGUUUUUCAUGGGAUUUUUCAGGUCUUUUUCAUGUCACUGAGACCAUGAAAAUGUCAUUGAUUUAACCAUGAAAAUCCUGUGAAAAAUCUGUGAAUUUACAAUGAAUUAUUUCACAAGAUUUUCAUGGGUUUUGAGUUCAUAGUGUGGCUUUCUACGGUGUUUUUUCAUGAAGAGUAAUUUAGUGUUAAUGAACUGAGUUGAAAACAUUAAUUGGCCACUGUAAAGAGUUUAAAUGCUGUCAUUUCAAGCAUUAGUCUUUAAACUCUUUACAGAGGCCAAUUUAUGUUUUCAACUUAGUUGAUAACACUAAAUUACCCUGUUAUACUCUCCCACUGACACAGCACCACAAUUUCUUUAGAAACUUACCCCCUUUAUUCGCUUUUUCGUGUACUUUUCUAAAUAGUAAUAAUAUAUUUUUUCUUGACAUUUCGUGUGAUAGGCACUUGUUAAUUUUUUUAAAUAAUACAAAUUGCACCAAUGCUGUAUUGGCUUGUGCAAUUUUGUUGCCUUUGAAAAAUUUACUUGUGCUUAUUUACAACAAAUUGUACUUGAAAUCGUGUUAUUACCUAUAGUAAUAGUAAGUUUGGCCAACCCUUCUCUGAUUCUUUCAUUGUUAAUCUCUCCUCGUUGAUUGAGAAGUUCCUGACAACAAAAAUUUUGAUUAUGGCAUGAAAUUUAGGUGACUUCUGGAAUUCGGAGAAUUAAAUUGUUGCUUUUUGUGGAGAAACAAAAACUGGGGAAAUGGAGAAAACCCUAUGUCAGGGAAAAGAAACAGCAGCAAACUGAAGCCACAUGUUUAACUAUGUCUAGAAUCAAACUUAGCUUAAGCAGAGGAAUGACAGUGCUCUUGCCUCUGCUCUGUUUGUAAUCCACAUAAAUUUUUACUUUAACUUAAGUUGGCCUGAUAUUGAUCUACUAAUUUUGGCUUUCAGGUUCGAUGUAUAGAUAUAUCCCCUGGAGGGGGACUAGGUGUGUCCAGUGGAGAUGACAGCACUCUUCUUGUCUGGGAAACUUCCACUGGUGUUGUUAGGGUAUGGUUUUAUUUACAGAGAGUAUUACAGGCCUGUACCUCUACACUACAGCAUAGGAUACUACAAAUGCAAAUGUACUGGUACUUAAUUUUGAUAAUGGUGUUCAUUGUGCAGCCCCUUCAAAAAACACAUUAUUUCAUUUCUGGUCUCACCUUAAAUCUGUGUCUUAACAGAUCACAUAUUAAGAUGAUGGUGCUUGUGUUGUUUGCAGCAUGAUCUUCAAGGUCACAUUUCAGACAUAAAUACUUGUAAAUUCUUUCCAUCUGGAAAAGUUGUUCUAAGUGGUGGUGCUGAUUUGCGGCUAAAAAUCUGGUCAGCAGAAGAUGGAAGUUGUCCUGUGACAUUGAAGGGCCAUACAGGAGGUAUUUCAAGGACAAGAUGUAUUGUUCAUCUUUUUUAUGUUAUUAUUUUACUGCACUCUAAGUGGGUACUAUUUGCUAGUGCUUUAUGAAGUCCAGAUCCAAAAGAUUUCAAGAUUCAAGAACAAUGUCCAGCCAUCUUCAAGUUGACCAAACAAACUUGAUCCAACAAGUAUUUACUUAUUGCCAAGACAUUACAAUUUUUCUGUUCCAGAAGCAAUAUGGGCUAUGCCUUGCAACACAUAGGUCCAUCUUCCCUGCUCUUAAUUCCAGCUAGGACUGAAUUUCUUUCAUCCUUUCUGCUUGCACAACCAGAAAUUUGACAAAAGUGUGGCUCACUAUUGAAACAACUUCUCAUUUCUAAAGUGUUGCUUAAUAUGUGGUCGCCAUUUCCUCUGUCAUUGACAAUUUAUCUUUAACUGUUACUUGUAAUUUGCAGGAGUUGUUGACACAGCUAUUGUUGACAGAGGAAGAAAUGUUUUAUGUAAGCACGAAAAGGAUCUUUGUUUUAAGAUCUGAUAAAUUUUAACUCAAUUGUUUGUUAUAUCGAUAUAAUAUAGCCACAGGGUAGUAUUAACAUAUUAACACCAGGUGUGUUAUACAAGGUUGACACAGAUCUGAUAAAAGUACCAUGGAAGGCUUCCCAGCUUGCCUGUAGUGAUCCCAAAAUUCAUGAUUAAAAAACUGGAAAGUUAGGAAACAAAACUAAAUAAAUGUGGAUAAUAUGAGAUCUUUGUUGACUUGAAGUUGCAUAAAGUCAUUUAAGUUGAUGACUUGAAAACUCCACAACUGAGAUCAAAAUUGACUGGGUUUUUAAAUCCUAAUGAAGAACUCAGAUUUGCCUUUGUUGCCACACUUUUGAAAAGUUUGAUGAUAGAGCUUAAAGUUUACCAUGAUCUGUAAGAAUUUCUUCAUCAAGAGGCAACAACCAGCUACUUCCAAAAUUUCCACCAACCCUCACCCAUGCAAAUAAUGUGCUCCAUGACAUGUUAUGUUAUUUGUUGGUGUUAUUCUAAAAGCAUGUUCUAGGGAUGGAACUGUACGGCUGUGGGAUUGUGGAGAAGCCAAGUGUCUGGCAGUUGUGUCAAGUGGUGACUGUCCUGUGAAUUCAUGUGCAUUGACACAGCUCCAAGGGAUGGAAAGUACUCCUGAGUUAGACAACCAAUCUAGUAAGAGUGUAGUCUGGUGACAUAAAUAUUAUGAAGAUAUGAUAAAACCAAGAUGGGCUCUUGGGAAUGCCUGUCAUAAAUGAAUUCAAUACGUCUAGUAGCUCAUCAGAGGGUUUUCAGUAGCUCUGUAGUUGAACAUCCUAAAAUGUGAAAGUCUGAGGAGGGAAUCCUCUUGUAGGACUACCUUCUGUCUUAUUCCAGGUUUCAUUAAAAAUAGAUACCAUCUUUGGUCUUUGUUUGUUCAAAAGCCAAGCCUAACAUUUUCCAUCUAUUUGGUUGUUCUCGGUCCAUUUAUUCAAACUGUCAGAAUGAUGUUUUUCCUUUGAAAAGGGAGCCAAGUAAAAUCCCUUUAUUUCAGUAAGUUCCGGUUUUGCAUUAUCUUUUCUGCUGAGGUUUCUGGCCCUCCUCUAUACUACACUAUACUAAAUCAUACCAUUCUGUACCAUACUAUACUAUAUUAUAAUAUACCAUGCGAUACAAUUCUCUACUCUAUACUCCUACACACACGCACACAUGCACCCUUCAAAAUUUAGAGGUGCCUCCUUAAGGGUGUGGAAAGAAUUUUUGCUAAACACUCCUAUGAAAGGUGAAGUAAAAUAUCGAAAAUGGAGUUCAAAGACGAAGUGUACUAUUUAUUCUCUCUUUGUGGUGUUGUACUUUUAAGGUGAGCGAGAGGUUGGGACUGUUGGGAAAUUACUUUUACUCGCCCAAGAAGACGGAUUUCUUGAGGGUGUGGACGUACGUAACAAGGAAAAGGUACAUUGUGGCCUACUUGAUGAAUUACUUAAAUCUUAAAUGUUUUUUGGGUCUUGAUGAGCUUUUCUGAUCGGAGUUAAAUACAAAAAGGAAACAAACAAAACAAAGUAAAAGGACUUGUGAACGACAUGGACAGUGCUAAAUACCUCGGAAAGAAGCGUUUUACCCAGACGGUUUUAAUAUCUACGAUUGUUAGGUUUUUCAGGUAAAAUGUUCGUCAGCUGUGAACUGUUGUGCAUUUUUGUCGGAACACGAAGCUGUUGGUGGAACAGAGGAUGGUUCCUUGUGGUGUGUAGACGUUAGAUCUCCAAGGUUAGCAUUUGGGAUAACUCUAAAGAGACCACAAAUAGUUAGAGAUGGGGUGGUCAGAAAACUCUUGCUACACAUGUUGUACUGAUUGAAAUAAGGAAACUGUGGAAGGUGGGUAUAAUCUCGGAGAGGUUCUCAUCUCUGACGAAGGGCAUAUGCUCGAAACACCAGCCUUUCAAAAUUUGAUAUGACAGUUUAUCUUCCUCUAUCAACUUCUAGAUAAGUAAUCAAAUGAGGCAUUUUAGGAGGAAGGCAGGAGUCUAAAAAUAGGCUAACAAUCCUGGAAUAGGGUUUACAGGCCCGAUUUAAAACACAUGUUGUGGAAAGACGAAAAAUAAAAAUAGGAUAAGUCGCGGGAGCAGGAUGUACUGAGGUGUAUUUUGCAUUUACGUUUUCUUUACGAUGUUUUUUUUUUUUUAAGAUUAAGGAUUUUGUAUUUUAUGGAGUUCAAAUUAACGUGUGUUGUUUACUUUUCCAGUUUACCAGUUGGCGUGUUUCGCCGUUCAUCCUCCUCUAUACUUUCUUUAUCAACCACUGGUGAUCGAGCAUUUCUAGCAUCUUCGCGUGAGUAUUCACUUCUCGUGAUCAGUGUGGUAUCAGCUGAUAUCAAACCAGGAUCUGGACUUUUAUAGCCUGUCUGUUCAAACUGGAAAAUAACAGCCCCUAGCCAAGUUCUCCUCGAAUCCCACUUUGCUUUAGUUCUCAAUUUGCCAGCCUACGUGUAGCCUUUCCCUGAAGGAGAGACCCUUCCUUCCGUUACUCUUUUUUGGGGGGGUACGGCUACACGUAGGCUACCAAUUUGCUUGCACUUCGUACAAUCUAACCCCUCUUCUGCCAUGCACAUCUUUAAAAAGCUUGGUGGCAUUGUAGGUAGAGCCGGUGGCAUAGAAGCAGUGUUGAAUGUUCCACAUUUGACACUAGGGGCGAUACAAUGAUUUGUGUGGGGGAAUGGACCUAUCCAAAUCCAACCCAAUCGCUUUCAAAAUAUGCUUUCUAUGGAGAACUGAAGAUCAUCAGACAGACAUCCCUCCAGCCUCAAAAAAACUUUUAUUUGUGUUAUUUUGCAGGAGAUGGAGCAUGUUUUUGUUGGAGUGCGAAACUGUUGAGGCAUGGAGGAAGCGAAGAAGUGACCAGCUGGGAGUUGAUCGGACCCGAUUACGACCCAGUUUACAGUAUUUGUCGCUCGGCCAACACAGUGCACUCUGCUUGUCGCGACAAAGCAAUUAGAAAAUAUGUUCUUAAGAAGUCUGAACUUCCCACCUAAGACCGUGGGUAUAUGUACAGAUAUGUCCAUUGUAGAAAACCUUUAGCGAAAUAGCUUUAAGAGGAACUUUCAUCCAUCCAUGGGGGUACUCCAAGUGCAAACUUAUCGUCACAGGAGCUAUAGCGGUAUCUUGCCGAUAAUCACUUUCGAAGUCGUCUUUGUUGCAUUGGAAUUUGUCCAAAUCAGUUUUAUGUGACCGCUGGCGCCAGAUAUGAGGUGCCCUUUCCUGUCUUUGGAUUUAUUUGUUGCCACCCAUUUUAAAUGUUUGCGUUCCAUGUGUUGUCCAUGUGACUUAGUUUCGGUCACAGAAACUUUGAAUGCAAUCUUUGCCCUUCAAACAUGAGGAUGUACAGCAAUAUUCCGUUAAUUGGACUCACGUCAUCCAAGUUUUACAUAUACACAAGAAUCAUAGUUCACAACAAAGUUCAAUCAAAUGUUCACCAACCUCUAUUGAAACUAACGCGUGCUCAGUGGUCUUUGACUUAAUCCUAACGAUACAGGCGAAGGAAAAGUUUUUAUUUUUUACUUUCCCCAGUUGGUGGUUCGCAAAUACACGUGGUUUGUCGCCCUCUCUCUUUCUGCUAGCGGUGCUAGAACAUGAAAAGAUCCCUCAUCGUCAGCACUUGUAUUCUAGAACUCGGCAUCGUUCAGGAUAUGAAUUUUUCUUGGCGCGGUGAGGCCUGAGUUGCAACUUUCAAACAAGGUUCUGAGUUAACACGCUUACCACCCGAUCUCAAUUCUUUCUCAGAACUGCAUCGGCUUUUGUGUAGUGCAUCUAAACACCUCCGCAGGCCUCCGGCGAAGAGAGCAGUUCAUACCCUUUUGAUGCUGAAAAGGUAUGACUCGUGUGUUGUAUUGUCCCGCCCUCGAGUACUCUAAGAGCACUUUCUGAUAACAGAUCUACCCUUUUUCCCCUAGAAGUUACAUAGUAAGAAUUAGUUCCGCUAUACAUUUGCACUUUAGGCAAACAAAGUUUAGUCGUAAGUGCGAUUUGCAACGUGAUGACUUGUGUUACUUGGACUAACUUAUUUCAUUCGUAUUAUGCGCAUUCACAGCCACCCUUACACAAAACCUACCUAUUUAGUUAGACAGGACAAAAUCAACUUUGUGCCCAGCUGGUUACUUUUACCCAAGCUAUUUAAUUCCUGGAGCAGCUGUGCGACACCUUGAGGGGCAAUUUUUUAAAAAUCUUUGACCCUCGUGGGUGACCAGCAUUUGAUUUCUCCUUACAAUAUCACCCCUUUCCGUAAGAGUUGCUCGAGGCGUAGCCAAGAGCAACUCUAGCUUCUUGAGUUCACUUGGGAAGUUUGGAGAGCGCUCAAGAAGCUAGAGUUGCUCUCUUUGUACUUCAAGUGCAAACUUGUCGUCUCAGGAGCUAUAGCAGUAUCUUGCAUAUAAUCACGUUUCGAAGUCGUCUUUGUUGAACAGUAGUAUUUGUCAUUGGAAUUUGUUCAAACCAGUUUUGUGUGACAGCUGGUGCCAGAUAUGAGGUGCCUUUUCCUGUUUUUGGAUUUAUUUGUUACCACCCAUUUCAAAUUUUUGCGUUCCAUGUGUUGUUUGUGUGACGUAGUUUUGGUCAGAGGAACUUUGAAUGCAAUUUUUGCCCUAUAAACAUGAGGAUCUACCAC